AAUCAGACACUCACUAACCAAAAAAACAAAAUUAAAAAAGAAAAAAGAAAACCCUUGUUAAACCCUAAUAUCACUCGAAAAUCGAGGAAAAUGCAGCAACAAUGGUGGCGCAUCGGCGGCGAACGGCUGAGAAAGGCGGCGGAGUAUUACAGAAAGUUCCAUACAAUACAAGCCAUACCAAGAGAGAUUUCGGGCCCCCGAAUUUCGGCCCGUGACAGAGCUCAGGGUCGGAUCCCCGCCGUCGUCUUCUCCCCCACCGCAGAAAACACCUCAAAGCAGCUUCUUACCACUGAAACUAAGCAGAUUGAUUCCAUUCUUACUAAGUUGGAUCCUACCUUCUUCUGCUCCACCACUUUCAAGCUUCAAGUUCGGGCCGGGUCCGGGUCUUCGGUUCUUCUUCAUUCUGGAAAUGUCCUCCCCAUUAAGCUAGCGAGAAAUGAGGAGACAGGGAAGGUGAUGAAUAUGGUGUUUGUGUGGGCGGAAGAAGGAUCGAAGUUAGAAGUUGAUUUGCCCGUUGUUUUCAAGGGUGUAGAUUCUCGUCCUGGCCUUAAGAAAGGGGGACAGCUAAAAACAGUAAGGAAGAACCUAAAGUAUCUUUGCCCAACAGAAUGCAUCCCUCAAAAGAUCGAGGUGGACAUAAGCAAUUUGGACAUUGGAGAUCGGGUCUUUAUGAAAGAUAUUGAGGUUGAUUCGUCAUUGAAGCUUUUAAGUGGGAAUGAUACAAAACCUAUCUGCAAGAUUGUGGCUUCAGAAGUAGAAAAUUCGGUACCUCUAGAAACUUAAUUUUAUAAGUGAGGCGUUUUAGUUUUUAUUUAUUUUUUAUUUUUAGUUUUUAUCUUUUCUUUAAGGGACCAUAUAAUUCAAUGAUGAAAAUUGAAAACUGCUUCAAUUUAUGAAAAAAAAGUAUCUGAUUUAGGGUGUAUUAAAAAAUUUGAAGGAGGAAAAAAGAGAAGAAAAAAAAAAAGAGAGAGAAGGGGGGGGGGGGUGUUUGCAUUGGUGAAUGUUGAGUCCAUAAGCUGCCAUGACAAGUUUACCCCUUGUAUAACAUCAUGUUCUAUUAUAUUCAUUGCCUUUGUAUUUUGUGUCUUAGAUGCUUGUUCUUCUAAUAAUAAUUAAUUUUCUUAUUAUUUUGCCCUUUGAGGGUUUGCUGCUUGGUAGGGUGUGGGCAUGUGGGUUUCAGGUGUAUAAAUUGGACAUUUGUGGAUUUUAGUUUUAGCCCUCCAUGUUGUUGAGUGUGUAUGUUUUUACGGAGUAUUUAUCUAUUGAAUUAUUUACUUUUAUUUCAGUACAUAUUACUAGUAUUGUAUUUAUUACAACGUAUAAGAUGCAAUUGUCUAGUCAAGAGUCUAUAGUAUUGCCUGGGUUUAUUAUAAAGUGGCUCAUGAUAAAAUAUGUUGAUUAUUCUUCUUUUGUUUUUGAUAAAAUAUGUUUAUGUUGGUUUGACUAAAUUAACAUACUGUAUAAUUUCCCGUUUAGAUUCAAUAACAGAGUAUUAAAAUUUAUGAAACACAUGGUAUACAGGUUGGCCUUGCUAAACAAUCUAAAACCCAUGGUUUAUGUAGAUUUAAACAGGGAGUAUUAAAAAAAAAUAAAAAAAAAAAUGGUAUUUGUGAUUAACUUUUAAGGUUGGCCGUGCUAAACAAUUGUUUGAAAUUGUUGACCACGCUUGCAGCAUCAUUUUUUAGUUUUUAACUAAUGUACUCUUAAUUAUUUUUCUGAAAAAUGAAAUUCAAUAGACUCGCCUCCUAGAGGCCAAUCAGUACAUUGCUAUAUUUUAUGAGGCGUUUUGUUAUUUAUAAUUAAUCAAGGUUUUACAUAUGCAUUAAAUAUAUACCACUAUAUUCUUUUAAGGAUCUUGCUAAUAAGCACCUAAGAGGCCGGGACGUUAGAUAACUAAGUAAUAUAUAGACGUACCAUAUUACUUAAAAUAGUAUUAAGUUUAGAAUGCAUGAUAAAAUUCCACUAAUUUAAAGUUGAAAUUCUAUUUCUCUUGCACCGUUUAAAGUUGAAAGUUGUUUAUAUUGGCGGUAUUUGCCGAACUUAUUAAUCAGACUAUUCAGUUGCAUUCUUCAGCGGACUUGUCAUCAAGGAUUGUCACAGUCAAACCAUGGUCUACAUUGAAAGUUUACUAAGCUUAAUUAAGCGUAAAAUGGAGGAAACCUACUUGUCAUUUCACACGCUCUUCUCUUAAUCAGUCAAACUCUUUUGUUUACCCUUGUCAACUGAUUUUACACUUAUAUUUUAAUGUACCCUUCAUUCAUUAACCCUACAUAAUAGUACAAUACAUAUCAUCAUUUGUUUAUUGACAAAGUCAGCUGCGACUUACACUUGCAACUUUGAGCAUACAUGGAUGAUAAUUUUUAAUACUAAUGGUGUAAAUAAUUAUUCUAUUAUUAUUAAGGUAUAUUAUAUUAUUGGUGUGCAAACAACAGAAGAAUGAGUGAAUGACUAACGAAUGGCCAACUCUCAUGCCUUAUUGGCACUCGACUCAUGAAUCUCCAUUUUUUACCUAAUAAAAGCCGUGUGCGCAUUAGAUAAGCAUUUUUCUGUUUCUAAUAAAAUUAUUUUUUACCGUCACCUUAUACAAUACUUAUAUAGUCAUUUAUGCAAAAUAUGUAUUAUUCAUUAUUUAAAUUCCUGUCACUGAAAGGUUCUAAUAUGAAAAUUAGGGGUUGGACCGAAAGAGAGGAAAGAUAAAAGGAAAUCAUUAGGCAUUGAUUAUAUUGUAAAGAAGGAUCACCAACUCAUACUCAAGUGAUUAAUACGAGAAAAGAGAGUAAAGUUUGAUGAGUAAAGCAGAGAGUACUUUAGUGUACGGCAGAUCUGGGUUGACGUAUACACUCUUUUAUCCCAAAUCAGUUGGCAUUCCAUCUGGAAUUGUUCAUCUUGUCGGAACUUCCAAUUCAAUUCUAACCCACCACCCCAUAAAUAAAAUACAUUCAAAAA
Chenopodium quinoa (quinoa) is the source of this 2946-nucleotide messenger RNA. RefSeq names its product 50S ribosomal protein L25-like. The record is from RefSeq and is a predicted model, not a curated record. Lineage: Eukaryota; Viridiplantae; Streptophyta; Magnoliopsida; Caryophyllales; Amaranthaceae. The transcript has 3 exons. Bases 91 to 783 code for a protein of 230 amino acids. Gene Ontology annotation, biological process: translation. Gene Ontology annotation, cellular component: cytosolic large ribosomal subunit; ribosome. Gene Ontology annotation, molecular function: 5S rRNA binding; structural constituent of ribosome.